AUGUUCCUGUUGCGCGAGAUCGCUCACUUCGGCAUCACUGAACCCGAAGCCGACCUGCGUUGGGAGGCGCAGCUCGCAGAGGUGGGUGUUUGGGAGGCCGCAGUGGCAAAAGCCGCUGCCCAGAGGGAUCGCGAGCUAGCGCGCCAAGAGCGCGAUGAGUCCCGCGCUCGCAUGGCCCAGCAUCGCGAGCACACCAGGCGCGAGGCGGAGGCGCUGAUGGCUACUCCGCCUAGGCGCCGCGUCCAGGGCACUGCUGCGUCCCCGGCUGCCGCAUCUCCGCCUUCUGCGUCGUCUCCCAUCGCAUCUGCGCCUCCUGCGCCGCCUCCCAUGAACGCGCCGCCUGCGAGCGCCGACGCCCCUCAGCAGACAACGCCAGGGGUCGACACCAGGCCGAGCGUGCGCGAGCAUCAGCGCUCGUGCUUCAUCCAUGGCCACAGGAUGAUAUACUCCAUCACCGUAGCCAGGCCGCACUGUUUCACGUUCAGAUGCCCGCGGGCCGAUUGCACGCAGAUCUUCCAGAUGCGCCGGGACAGGGCGAUGGCGAGCGGCCCGCUACGCCGCGCCUUGGCGGCGGCGACCAGCGGGGCGAGCGCCCGAACUGUAUUUCUGUUCUUCGUGCGCGCCGGACAGGAAGUCCCAGUCGCGCUCGCGGACGCCACCGGCCAGGUCUCCCUCCACGAAAAGAAGCCCGGCAGCUAUCGGCAGCCGCCCCGAGCGCAGUCGCAGCACCGGAGCCUGGCGGAGCGCUGGCAGACAGACGCCCGGGCCCGCAGCCGCUGGGACAGCAAGCGCUGGGCCGGCUGCGACGGAGACAAGGUGCGGGGGGUUGAGCGCGAGCUGCAGCCGGCGGCCGAGCAGGUGGAGAUUCUCCAGGAGAGAGUCGCCACCGCCGAGACGAGGCUGCAGCGCGCCCUGGACGACCUCGCCGCCGCGCAGAAGGAGGCCAGGGACUACAAGAGGAAGGCCGACGCGUGGGAGAUCUUUUACCACGGAGGCGUCCACCCGGUGGACGGCGCGCUGUGGUCGGGGCGCAAGGAGAUCCUGCAGCAAGCGCAGAUCCAGGUGCUCGAGGCGAACCAGGAAGCGCGCCGCCGACGCCGAGUGGCGGAGGCCCUCCACGAGAAGAACGCGCAGCUGCAGCAGGAGCUCAACGACGCGAGGAUGAAGGCGAAGGGCAAGGGCAAGGGCGAGAAAACGGACGGCGAGCCGGCGGCCGGGAAGACCAGACUGCAGACGCACCAGAUCACUCCCGACCCGCAGCAGAUGAGCAUCCUGAACGCCGUCGCCGACAGGUGCGUCCAGGAAGCGAGCGAGCAGGACCAGCCGCGCGGAUCGCCAUGCUCCAGGCUGUUCGUCCUCGGCCUGCCGGGUUCAGGGAAAUCGGAGGUCAUCCGGCGGCUGUGCGACGAGGAAGUGGGGUUGUUCCCCACGUGCAUGGGCUGGGAGCACGAGGUGCACUUCAUGAAGACGGCUCCGAUGAAUUCCAUGGCGAGCAACAUCGGUGGGCGGACCAUACACAACUUCAGCAAGCUCGGGAUCGACCUCAUCACGGGAGUCCAGUCCGGCGGGAAGAAGGACCCAGAGUUGUCGGAGAACUUGCUGCACACGAAAAUCCAGCACAUGCGCUGGCUCAUCAUCGACGAGGUGGAGAACGUUUACGUGGAGCUGCUGGACGCCGUGCACAGGCAGGUGCAGGACUCGACGAGGGACAGGGGAAACCCUUGGGCCGUGGACGCGCGCGUCCCCAAACAGUUCGCCAUGUUCGGAGGGCUCAACCUAGUGCUGCUCGGGGACUUAUGGCAGAUCCCGCCCGUCAGGAGUCUCAGUAUUGCCGCCAAUCCAUUUGUCAAGAGACCCGCCAACGUCGGGCGCGUACUGGAGAUGUUCUGGACAGAGGGCUUGCCGCACUCGGCAACUCACCGGUACGCACUGAGCCAGUCGCACCGCUGCUCAGACCCCUGGUGGAGGAGCUUCCUUGCAGAAGCGCGCGCUGGGGAUCUGUCGGACAGGAUGUACGAUUUCGUCCACGUCUUUCCCACUGAUGUGCACGGCUCCUGGAUGCCCGCAAGCCCCGGCAGCGCCGAGGCCUCGACGGGGCACCUCGGCUGCGGGAAGGCGAAGUGCCGCACGCUCUGGUCAGUUGAGUGGCCACGGAUGUUCGGAGAGGGUCGGCCAUGGGAGGACAUGAAGUCCCUGGAGUGCGCUGAUUGCAGCGCGGAGCGCCGUCGGCGCUGCCGCGUCGCCUCUCAGAGCGAUGCCAGACAGCGGGAGGUGAGGACGGCGUUCGCGGACGCGCUGUUCGUGCACCCGUACAACGCCCCGAAUGCGGCAGCCAAUGCUGGGAAGCAGCUCCUCUGGGUGGUGGCGCGCGAUGUCCCCCUCACUCGGGGCGACGCAUGCAGGUCGAAGGAGUCGCUCGCCCACGCCAGGCAGAAUUGGCUCAUGUACCCCGAGAACAAGACUGGCGGAGUUCCGGGUGUGCUUCCGAUCUUCCAAGGGAUGCGGGCGCGGUUCACCACGACGGAGAAUGCGGAGGCGGGAGCCUGCAAGCAUUCCUGGGGGACCGUGACGGGCUGGGCCCUCCACCCCGACGACUCGAAGUUGGUGAAAGAGCACAGGUCCGAGCCGGAGUUGGUCCUGCAGCACGUGCCCGAGGCGAUCAUGGUGCAAAUUCCCGGGAACACGUCGCCCCGCUUUGGGAAUCAGCCCGCGGGUGUCUUCCCCGUGAAGGUGAAGGAGGUGUCCUGGGAUCGUAGUCCCGGCUUCAAGGCCAUGGUGAAGCGUGUGGGGUUCCCGCUGGUCCCGCAUUUCGCCGCCACGGCCCGCUGCGUCACCGGCGCCACGCUGCCGCAGGCCAUCAUCGACCUCCUGGACGCGCGCACGACGCCCCGUUCGUCCAUGGUCCCCACGGGCUACGUGGCCAUCAGCCGCACCAGGAGGGCUGACGACCUGAUCAUCACGCAGCCCUUUUCGCCAAUGCUUUUCCGCCAGGGGCGCCAGACUGGCCCGUGGCUCCUGCACUCCAUGACAGCCGGGGAGUUGACGAUGGAACAGGCGAAAGCCGGCUGGGCCAAGGCAGAGAAGGAGGCGGCUUCCAAGUCUUCCAAGAAGUUGGUGGACGCCACGUUCCAGUGCGGCGACUGCCACAAGCGAAAGAGAGCGGGAAACUUCCCGGGCAGUGGCAUCAAAACGAGCGAUCCUGUGGAGCAUGCCGUGGCGGUGCUGGGCCAGGGCGCUUGGAGGAGGUGCGCCCUCUGCGCGCAGAAGCCGGCCCCUGCGUCGGGCGCAGCUGGCGCAGCAAGCGCAGCAGCAGCGCCGCUCAGCUGGAAAGGAACAGACGCGCUCGUCUGCAAUCGCUGCAAGGAGCCCAAACCAUUGAAGAAUUUCCGACGCAGCGAGGUGAAUGAUUUGACAGGCAGAGGGGAGCUGGAUCUCGCCGUGUGCGUCGCUUGCACCCCCGAGAGGCAGCAUUUCAACGUUCUGUCGGAGGGUCGCCUUUUCAAGUGUCGUAUAUGCUUGCGCGACAAGGCAUUGACUUUGCGCGCAGACGGCCUGGGGGGAGAUGGCGCAUUCUUGGGGUCGGUGGAUUUCGAUGACGACGCGGACCUCCGCGACGCGGAGAAGGGCCAGGGCGCGGCAUACCCGCCCGCUCAGUCAGCGGAUUCCGAGCAGAAGGCUCUUUCCAUGGACCCUGAAAACAUCAGGCGGCGCAUGCGCCAGGAAGAGAAACGACUCAGCGUCGCGGGCGACCAGGGCGGGACUCGUCAGACGCGCGCUGGCGGGACGUGGAAGGCUUUCCUUGCACUGCGCUUGAAGGGCGAACGUAUGCACCCCUUGUCUUCCGACUUUGACUCAGUCGGUGAAGCCCACGCCGCGGCCAUGCGCGACCCCGUGGAGCGCGAGCGCUUGAUCGCGAAGGGUAAGGCCACGAGAUUGAAAGCGCGAUUUAGCAGCAGAGGGGCAGCAAAUGCCAGAGUUCAGAAGAGGAGAUGUCGCAGUCUCGCUUUGCGACCAGACCCGGCCUUGGACAUCGCUCUCCAGACGCCCGACAAGAUCGAGGCAUUCAGAGCCGCGAACCAGAGGCGUUGGGCCGACGCUGCGGAGGCUCAUAAGCGAGACCAGAUCGAGCAGCAGAUGUUGGCCCAGUACCAGGCCGACAUCACAGGGAACGCUCUGGCAUCCACCUUCAGUGACUUCGGCAGCUUUGUCCAGGGCGGCGUCGCGGUUAAAGCAGAGUCGGCCCAGCGCGAUUGCAUGUUCGUGGAGUGGCAGCCGCCAGCAGCCGAGAUGACGAUUCACGCGCUGCCGAAGCUGUCCCAUCGGGCUCGCGAGGUCUUGCUCGACCAGUGGUCAAGUAUUCACGAGAUGCUGCGGCGCGUCGACAUGCCCAAGAUUCCCAAACCAAAGAAGUCUAGCGUCAAUUUCGGGAACUGGCACAUGACUUUGCUCGACCUGGAGUUAGUCGACGAGCCGCUCGACGACUUCUGCAUCGCCCAGGAGUCCACCGCGCAGUUGAUCGCGCCGCUCACGUUGCGCGAGGCAGUGGAGCGCGCCCGCGCCGCCAGGCGCCAGCUGGGCCAGGCCUUGGCCCAGGCGCCGAGUGGCGCUCCCAGGGCCGCGGCGGGCGCAACAAGGCAGCCAGAGAGUUCAGAUGAUCACGCCCCUUCUCCGUCACCACCGCCAGAGCCCAACAGGUACUUGUUCAGGCGGCUAUCAGAUCCUGACGCCGCGGAGGCCGCGCCUCAGUUUCUCGCUCCGCCGAGGCAUCCCUUCUUGAAGUGGUGGACCGAGCCGCUCCUCAAUGCAGUCGCCCGACGCAUGGAGACGUUGAGGUACCACCGUGACAUGACCAUGGAGUCUAUCUGUUUUGGGUUGGGCACAGAGGUCAUGUGCGCGCGGGCUCUAGGACUGCCAAUCAAGUGCUUGUCCAUGUGCGACUUGAAAUCGCAUUACCGCUCGUUCUUGAAGCGGAACUUCGGCAACCCUGCUGCCCCAGCCGUGCGCAUUUGGGAAUCUAUGGCAGACGCUGCUGGUCAGUCAGGGCAUUGCGACAACCUCGACGCGGAGUACCAGCCCAUCCAGGAAACGAUCGCCGCGUUACUUCAGAGACCCUGUUACUUCAGAGGCGAGGCGAAGCCUGGUGACGAUUUCGAAAAGAAGAACAUCGCCGAGUACCUCGGCGCGGUCUUCGGUUGGGAAGACCGCGACACUACCCGGACUGCCGUCAGCUACAGCGCUGGGAUCAGCGCCUGCGAGAAGGGCGGGCGGAGGGGUCUGCAAGCCACGCCUGGGGCCAGGAUGGCCCCGGCCAGGCGCGGCAGUGGUGCGCAGCUGCCCUCUGCGGGCCCUAAGACGCCCGCAGAGGACCUGCGGCUCCUGCUGGACCACAGCCUGAGCGGCGAGGUCUCCGUGGGCGACAGCACGUGGAGCCUGAGCGACGGCACGCUGGUGAUCGAGCUGGCCAAGAAGGUAGACUACAGCCAAGCCGCUGGAGCUCCCGCGAGCAAGCCCAGGCCCCCGUGGUGGCCCUGCGCGGUGCGCGGCGGCCGGAGGGGGCCGGACGAUCCGAAGGCGCCUGCGAAGCCAGAGUCCACCUUGAGACGCUUGGAGGUCAAGGUCGGCGAGCAGGCCGAGAGUCGAGGGAGCUUCUCGGGCAAGAGCAAAUUCCAGUGGUGA
Messenger RNA from Prorocentrum cordatum, 5676 nucleotides. The record is from the annotation of a GenBank genome assembly. NCBI's taxonomy places the organism in Eukaryota, Dinophyceae, Prorocentrales, Prorocentraceae.